ACGCGUGAAAUGCAUAUGAUAUGCAUUGUUAAUAUUUGAAAUAUAAGACGUUGUGUAUCAUUUAAUGACGUUUAUUUGUCUUAUUAUUUAUUGCAUGCCACAACUAUGUCAACGUUUACUUUUGGAACACCUACAACUUCGAGCAACGCAAGUUUUGGAUUUGGACAAAAACCUGCAACAGGUUCUAAUUUAACUAGUACACCUUUUGGUUCAAGUACUUCAGCACCAACGUUAACCUUUGGAACUCCAUCCACACCGGCAACAACAACUGGGCUUAAUUUUGGAUUUAAUAGUACACCUGCAACUGCCGCACAGACACAAUCAACUGGUUUACUUUUAGGAUCAAAUACAACUAGUACAACUACUGCGAGCAGUUUAUUUCCAGCCCCAACUACGUCUGCGCCUUUAUUUGGUGGACUUUCUUUUGGCACACCAGCAACAACUUCUACAUUGACAUUUGGUGCUCCGUCUGCUACAGCUACAACUGGAAAUGUCACCUUUGGUGCACCUACUACGACAACAUCACUUUUUGGUAGUGGUAAUUUAUUAGGAUCAAAAUUAGCUACUAGUGUUACUACAACUACCACAAGCACUAUCAAUAAAGGACUAGGGGGAUUAUAUAUAUCAUCAAGUAAUAAAGGAUUUUCACGAUCAAAUGCUGCUAAAGAAAAUAUUUGGCCACCAGAAUUAUUACAGACAAUAGAGAAAUUCAAAGAGUUUGUGAAGGAACAAAAGGUAUUGUCUUCGGAUAUAGCAAGGGGCUCUGCGAGACCAUUAAAUCGAUGUGCGGAAGAUACAGCAUCGUUGAUGGAACUUUUAACAACGUUAGCUGGUUCAGUUCAACGAGAUCGUUCUGCCGCUGAUAAGUUGAAACAAGACACGGCAAAAGCGUUACAAAGUUCUGAAGUAGCUCAAAGAACGCAUGAUACUCCACCAGGAUUACAAUAUGAAAAUAAUGCACCAUUAUUAUUUUUUAUGGAAUUGGCUGAUAGCUUUGAACAUGAUUUACUAUUAUUUAGAUCUCAAAUUGAAACAACAGAAAAACAUAUACAGACAAUGAUGACUCCAAAGACUUUAACUCCACAAGAAUUGACGAUGGCUAUGAGUAAACUUCACGAGUCUCUUGUUGCUGUUGCUGGUAAAUUGCAAGGCGUACAUUCGAAAGUACAACAACAAAAGGAACAGUAUUUAAACUUUAGAAAAUACGUUUUAAAAGAUAAUACAAACGUUUUUGAAGAUAUUAAACCAGAUGGAAAAAUAUCUCGAAGUAGUAUUGGAAAAAUUACAAGUGGUCCUACACCAUUUGGUCCAGGAAAUAAAAGUUUCCUUUCAUCAACAGCACUAAAUUCUAACAGACUAGGAAGUUAUGAAACACGAAAUCCAUUAGUUUGGGGAAAUACAAUACCAACACCAUCUGCUACUAACAUUACUCUAAGUUCGUCAUUGAAACCACCAACAGCAAGUUUGACCUUUAAUACUCCGCCAAAUCUUACUACACCUUUACCAACGAGUGAAUCAAACUCGAGUUUUCAACUUCAGAAACCUCCUGUUGGUAAUAAAAGAGGAAAACAUUAAAUCGAGUUUAUAUUUAUUCUCGUAUUGUUAAGAAUAUUUUAACAUAUGAUUAUAAAUAUCCUACUUGAUUUUAAUAUUAA
Messenger RNA from Bombus pascuorum, 1655 nucleotides. It is a transcript of the gene Nup58, whose product is annotated as nucleoporin p58/p45. The transcript has 7 exons. Gene Ontology annotation, biological process: nucleocytoplasmic transport. Gene Ontology annotation, cellular component: nuclear pore. The coding region runs from base 106 to 1575 and encodes 489 amino acids. The record is from RefSeq and is a predicted model, not a curated record. Gene Ontology annotation, molecular function: structural constituent of nuclear pore. NCBI's taxonomy places the organism in Eukaryota, Metazoa, Arthropoda, Insecta, Hymenoptera, Apidae.